CAAAAGAACAUAUUUGGCUAAGAUAACAUUAACAGUGAACAUCAUCCACACGUCACCCUGUGUGUUCAUGGCUCUGAGAAAAAAGACAGUCGCUCAGUCUAUCUAGUCAGUGAGUCAGUGAGUGAGUAAGUGAGUAAGUCAGUGAGUCAGUCAGUUCAGACAGUCAAGAAGUUUGCCCAGUUCAUCCUAACCUCUGGCCAGGCUCCCCCGUCCCCUUGGACUGUGCUCCCUUCAGCCUCAGCCAGCUAGCCAGUCAUCCAUCUAUCCAUCCAUCCAUCCAUUAUUAGGCCAGGAUUGGGAUUGUUGGUAGUCAAGUCCACCGCCCGCCCAUUGCCAUUGCCGCACCUCCGCACCCACUAGCCACCGCUCCCGCCCAGGCUGGAGGCGUGUCGCUGGCCGUAGUCUCUUGUCCGUAGGCCUUGAUCAUGUUCGACUCGUCCGUGAUGAGUCGGACGGCCUCCUCGUCCUUGGUCGACAACCCGGAUUCGCUCCAGACCUCUUGUUUGGACUACAUCUGCCAGAACUUGGAGGCCAUCGCCGUGGUGGCCUCGGACGAGGCCGCUCUCCUCAGUAGUCAGGCCUCGCCUCCGACCGCCUGGUCGGCCUCGGGCACUUUGGGCGGCGGCAGCCCCUCCUUAUCCUUGGCCGUGGAGCCCUCCGAACACACCAAACCUAGUCCACCGAGUUCGGGCUGGACCCGCCCUUACACGCGCUCUCAAGCCACGCUCGAGGGCCGUCAGUCGGCUGCCGGCUUGGCCCGCCCGAGUCGGGCCGGUGGCCCGUCCCAAGCGUUGUUGAGCUUCGGCUCGCCGGAUAUGUUCAUUCACACGGAUCUGUCGGAGCAGUUGUUGGCUCGGAUCUGCGAGCGCGGUCGGAUGACCGACGAGGUCAUGAAUCUGUUUCAGUCUUGUCAGACCCGCCUGCGGAAAGUCCAAUUGACCGAGGCCUCGAAGUUGACCACGCGGAGUUUGCGCGUAUUGCGGGGUCAUCAGAUCACGCACUUGACCACGAUCGGUCUGUCCAAGGCCACGGUGACGGAUUUGAUCGGGUGCCUGGGCGAUUGGACCUUGCAAAAUUUGCAGGCCUUGAAUGUGGCCAAGUCGACGUUCGUGGAUCAUUGCAAGAUCACGGUCGUGGUGGCUCUGUCCAAGCUCCAACAUUUGCACACCUUGAACGUGUCCAGCACGGAGUUCACCAAGACCAGUCUGGAGAUGAUCGUAGAUGACCUCCCGCGACUCGAGCACUUGGACAUUUCGUGCACCAAAGUCAGUGAUAUCUCGUGUCUGCGCAAGUGCAAGCAUCGUCUCAAAAGUCUUUCGUUGUACGGACUCCGAUUUCCGCCCGAGAGUUCGGCCUUGGCCGAUGUGUUGGAGGUGCUCCAGGAUCUGUCCGAGUUGCGCCAUUUGGAUGUGUCUGAAAACCCGGAGAGUGACACGGUUCUCCAGCUCUUUACCUCCCAAGUAUCCAUUCGGGCCGAGCGGAUCGUGGAGAGCAGUCAGAGUUGGCCCAAUCUUAUUUCGCUCGAUAUCUCGGGCAAUAACAAUAUUAGUGAUCAUGUGCUCCAAGAGUUCUUGACCAGUCACAAGCACACGUUGCGAUUCUUGGGCUUGGCCUUGAGUGAUACUUGCAAGUUGGACUUGCUGACCAGCCCCGAUCAUCCGACCUACAACGCCAAUCUCACCGUCACAGGGAGUGGAAAUGAGGCCCAGGUCCUCGAAGCUUUACGUCGCUACAAGACACGCCCGUGUUAUGUCCAGAAGUCUUUGUAUCAUCUAUUCCGGUUAACUCAGAACUACUCCACGCCCCGACGAGACAUGAUUGAGGUGGUGACCGGAUGUGCUCGAACGUACAAAACUGUGUUCAACAUUCAAAUGGCCGCCACGGCUUGUCUGUUCAACUUGACCAAAGGCGAUUUGGGCAAGAUUCUGCAUCCGAGGAUCCUCUCCGACACGGUGAACGUCAAUUUGAACGCCAUGGAGGAGUUCCCUCAACACCAACAGCUCCAGAAGAACGUCCUGCUCACGAUCUGCAGCGAUCGAAUCCUCCAAGACGUCUCGUUUGACCAUUUCCGUUGUGCCAAGCUUGUCAUGGAUUGUCUAUGUAAAUGGCAAGAUCUAUCUAUGAACCGCAUGAGCGUGGCCAUCUGUUCAAUCCUAGCCGCCAAGAUCUCGACCAAAGAGACUUCCGAGUUGGGUUCACAUGCCAAUUACAUGGAGAAGCUUCUACAAAUGGUCAAGGAACGUCUUGAGAGCAUGGAGAUCGACAUCAUCCUCAAGUUCACCCUCUCAGCUUUGUGGAAUCUCACGGACGAAUCACCCAAAACCUGCUCCGUGUUCCUCCAAGAAGGCGGUAUGGACUUGUUCCUCCAAGUUUUGGAUGCUUUUCCCGGUGAGAUCUCCAUCGAGACCAAAGUUUUGGGUCUCCUCAACAACAUUGCUGAGGUCAAAGAACUUCGAUUCAACCUGAUGGUCGAUUCGUUUAUCAACCUUUUGAGUAAGUUAAUGCACUCAAAGCACAUUGAUGUCAGCUAUUUUGCGGCCGGGAUCGUGGCCUAUCUGGCCAGCUCAGGUCCGUGGACUGCCACGACUAUGUCCAAGGAGGAGAUGACUGAAGAUUUGUGUCACGUGGUGUCCAGUUGGAAAACGCCCAAGGAUGAAAUGGUGGCCUAUCGGUCGUUCAAACCCUUCUUCCCCCUUAUGUCAGUGGAUCAAUCAUACGCUGUCCAACUUUGGGCCACCUGGGCGGUUCACCAUGUCUGCACCAAAAAUCCACGACGUUAUUGCUCUAUGCUGAAGGAACAGGGUGGUUCGGAAGUGAUCUUGGACCUUCUGAAGUCCGCCGAUCCUCAGACCCGCGUUCACGCUCUGGCCGAGCGGAUUAUUCGAGAACUUGUCAUCAAGGGAUGCAUGCCAUUGAGUGUGUUUGCCAAUGGAGAGUUGCCCAACCAUCGAGGGGACGAGGAUCAAGGCGAUGACCCCGCCCAGGACUUCUUCAUGGCCGAGGAAGAUAUUCUCGCCCUCUCGGGUCUCUGAGAGAACUCUUCUUUUCUGAUCAUCGAUCACAUCGUGCAUACUUAAGGAUCUUCCCUCCCCCUCUUAAGAAUCUAUCAACUAUGGAUAUAUCUUUUCGUAACUACUGUAGAUCUUGAGGCCUCUGUUGAGAUUAAGUCUAAAUCGUCAUCUCCAACCCCCAUUCGAUCCUUGUUUCUUUUUGUCAAUUAUGUCAACCCACAUUAUGCUGCUGGUGUGUAAUGAUCUUGAUUAUUUGCCUUAUGAAAAUGAACGCAAUGUUUAGUAA
Messenger RNA from Tigriopus californicus, 3297 nucleotides. RefSeq names its product protein zyg-11 homolog B-like. Gene Ontology annotation, cellular component: Cul2-RING ubiquitin ligase complex. The coding region runs from base 426 to 3032 and encodes 868 amino acids. NCBI's taxonomy places the organism in Eukaryota, Metazoa, Arthropoda, Copepoda, Harpacticoida, Harpacticidae. The transcript has 7 exons. The record is from RefSeq and is a predicted model, not a curated record.